Musa acuminata subsp. malaccensis (wild Malaysian banana) is the source of this 1904-nucleotide messenger RNA. RefSeq names its product F-box protein At5g51380-like. Gene Ontology annotation, molecular function: protein binding. Lineage: Eukaryota; Viridiplantae; Streptophyta; Magnoliopsida; Zingiberales; Musaceae. Gene Ontology annotation, cellular component: SCF ubiquitin ligase complex. The record is from RefSeq and is a predicted model, not a curated record. Gene Ontology annotation, biological process: SCF-dependent proteasomal ubiquitin-dependent protein catabolic process.
GGCGAAACCCAAAACUAAACAGUCGCACGCGCUCGCUUGCACGGAGAUGAAGAGGUAGAAAAAAAGAGAGAGAUUAGAACGGAAGCGUCUCGCGGGGGGAUGCAUCGGCGAAGCACUACGCCCUCUCCUAGUUCCAUUCCCACUGCCGUCGCUCGAUUCCAUUGCCGGAAUCCUAGAUGCACCACCACCGUCUGAGGAGAUGGCCCAACCUCUGGUUCGCCGUCAAACCCCUCAAACAUGUAGCCCUCAAGAUGCCGCCCGGUGACCAAACCCUAACCCCAGAAGAUCCCCCGCCGCAGCCUCGACCCGGUGGAGCCAGCGCAGACCUCACCACCCUGCUUUCCGACGAGCUCAUCCUCCGCAUCCUCGCUGCCGUCCCCGACGCCCAUCGCCUACCCGCCUCCCUCGUCUGCAAGCGAUGGCUCCGCCUCGUCGGGCGCCUCUGCCAUUCCCUGACCAUACCCGACUGGUCCUUCCUCGACCGCCGCCGCCUGCGCCUCCGCUACCCCUGCCUCACUGAUCUCGACCUCGUCCCCGCUUCCUUCGCUUCCCCUUCCUCUCCCGCUGCCGGUGGCAGCGUCCUGCUUACCCGUGGCCCCGUCUCGGUCGCCGUCGACACCCACGCCGACUCUCCCGUUGGUGAAUGCCACUUCCUCGAGCCGUAUGUCAUCGAUCGCGGCCUCGAGAUCAUCGCACGCGACUGUCCUGGCCUUCGAAAGCUCUCCCUCGUAUCCACCGCUUCGGAGGCCGGCCUCAUGGCGAUCGCCGGAGGAUGUGACACUCUGCAGGAGCUGGAGCUCCACCGUUGUUCCGAUCUCGCCCUUCGCCCCAUCUCUGGCUUCGAGAACCUCCAGAUCCUGCGGCUGGUGGGAUACGUCGAGGGGCUCUACCGUGGGCCUGGCGUCACGGACUUUGGGCUCACAAUACUGGCCCAUGGUUGCAAGCGGCUGGUGAAGCUGGAGCUCAGUGGGUGCGAGGGUGGCUAUGAUGGAGUAUCUGCCAUAGGGCGGUGUUGCAUGAUGCUCGAGGAAUUGACGAUCUCCGACCACCGGAUGGACGCUGGGUGGAUAGCUGCGUUGUCCUUCUGCAGGAACCUUAAGACACUGAGAUUGCAAAGCUGCAGGAGAAUAGACGUUGAUCCGGGGCCAUUGGACCAUUUGGGGACGUGUCCGACCAUUGAGACGCUGCAGAUGCGGCGGUGCCAGCUGCGGGAUAAGAGAAGCUUACAAGCAUUAUAUAUGGUGUGCGAGGCCGUUAGGUAUGUUGUGUUUGAGAAUUGCUGGGGAAUGGACAAUGACAAGUUCUCUCUUUUGAGCAUUUGCAGGAGGGUGAAGUUUCUCUCAUUAGAAGGGUGCUCACUUUUAACAACUGAAGGUUUUGAAUCAGUAGUUCUGUCCUGGCCAGAUUUGCAGGGACUUGUAGUCGUCUCAUGCAAUAAUAUAAAGGACGAUGAAGUAUCUCCUGCUCUAUCAAGCCUUUUCUCGGUUCUCAAAGAGUUGAAGUGGCGGCCGGAUACCAAAUCUGUCCUUGCUGUGACCCUUGCAGGGACAGACCUAAGGAAGAAGGGUGGAAGAUUUUUCAAACGGCGAAUUCUGCAGGGUCGUCGACGGCUAAAAGAAGUGGAAGAAGGAAUUAUGGAAGAGUCGAGAAGAGAAGCUAUGGUUAACUACUGAUUAGCACAAGUAGUGUUGUACAUUGGUUUGCAUGAGACAUGAGGGGCACCGCUCUUUCGGCUGUUGCAGUUCAUGUAUAGGCAGCUCAAGACUUAUAGCCGUCCGCAAUAAUCUUAAUUCUGGUUGAAUGAUGAUCUCAUAGGUUUACUAGACUUUGUCAGAAGAAGCAAAUCAAGAUGUGUGACUAUGUGACAUCUAAAUUUUAAUAUAUGGUGAACUACUCUCCCUCCU